This is a messenger RNA of Brassica napus (rape), 1136 nucleotides long. RefSeq names its product putative xyloglucan endotransglucosylase/hydrolase protein 13. The record is from RefSeq and is a predicted model, not a curated record. Gene Ontology annotation, molecular function: xyloglucan:xyloglucosyl transferase activity; hydrolase activity, hydrolyzing O-glycosyl compounds. Gene Ontology annotation, biological process: cell wall biogenesis; xyloglucan metabolic process. Lineage: Eukaryota; Viridiplantae; Streptophyta; Magnoliopsida; Brassicales; Brassicaceae. The coding region runs from base 63 to 923 and encodes 286 amino acids. Gene Ontology annotation, cellular component: cell wall; apoplast. The transcript has 3 exons.
CAAUCAUAUUCAAACCAUCAGAAAACAUUUUCUUUUCAACAACGACCACAGAGAAAAGAAACAUGGCGGCUUUUGCGACCAAACAGUCUAUGCUGUUGUUGUCGUUGUCUCUUCUGCUCUUGAUAGGCGUAUCCACCGGAAGUUUCUACGACAACUUCGAUAUCACAUGGGGUAAUGGCCGUGCCAACAUAUUUGAGUCAGGACAACUCUUGACUUGCACUCUCGACAAGAUCUCCGGUUCAGGUUUCCAGUCCAAGAAAGAGUAUCUAUUCGGAAAGAUCGAUAUGAAGAUGAAACUUGUCGCUGGAAACUCAGCUGGAACAGUCACUGCUUACUACCUUUCCUCUAAAGGCGAGACAUGGGAUGAGAUCGACUUCGAGUUCUUGGGUAAUGUUACUGGACAGCCCUAUGUUCUCCAUACAAAUCUGUUCACAGGAGGUAAAGGUAACCGUGAAAUGCAGUUCUAUCUCUGGUUCGAUCCAACGGCGGAUUUCCACACUUACACCGUCCUUUGGAACCCUCUCAACAUCAUCUUUCUAGUGGACGGUAUCCCAAUCAGGGUGUUCAAGAACAAUGAGGCUCACGGUGUGGCUUACCCGAAGAGCCAGCCGAUGAAGAUCUACUCAAGUCUAUGGGAAGCUGAUGAUUGGGCAACUCAGGGUGGUCGAGUCAAGACUGAUUGGACUAACGCUCCAUUCAGCGCUUCUUACAGGAGUUUCAAUGAUGUGGACUGCUGUAGCAGGACUUCAGUAUGGAAUUGGGUUACGUGCAAUGCGAAUAGCAACUCGUGGAUGUGGACAACACUUAACUCCAAUCAGCUUGGACAGAUGAAGUGGGUACAAGAUGACUACAUGAUCUAUAACUAUUGUAAUGAUUUCAAGAGGUUCCCUCAAGGUCUACCCACGGAAUGCAACCUCGGCUGAUAUAUCGUGUUACCGGGAAAAUUCAAGAACUUGGUGCAGUUUCUUUCUUUUUAAUUUAACUUCAUGAUUUUUUUAUUUGAUUUGGUUAUUCUUUUGAGUUUCUAAGAUUUGCUUCCCAUAUUGAGUAAUUGUUUAAUUUUUGGGUCAUCAACUCAUCAUCUGUUAUAAUUUGAUUACACUGUUGAUUUUUCGUAUCUUAAAACAUUAAUAAUA